Messenger RNA from Miniopterus natalensis, 2869 nucleotides. RefSeq names its product ankyrin repeat and SOCS box containing 5 (gene ASB5). Gene Ontology annotation, molecular function: protein binding. Gene Ontology annotation, biological process: positive regulation of protein catabolic process; intracellular signal transduction; protein ubiquitination. The record is from RefSeq and is a predicted model, not a curated record. NCBI's taxonomy places the organism in Eukaryota, Metazoa, Chordata, Mammalia, Chiroptera, Miniopteridae.
CCCUACAAAAAUCAGAUUCCCGAAGCCGUUUCUCCUUUUGGAGAGGAAUGGGCACGCUGCCAGGAGGUCAGAGCUCCUUAAAAUGGCCGAGUAGAACUAGCCAAGGACAAGUCAUUUUUUUUUUUUAUGCUGAUAAAAAAAUAUAUAUGAGUCGGAUUUACCUGCAGAGCGGCUGGCUCGAGGUGCCGUGGGGAGACGGCGAUUUAGGUUCCUGGGCAGACCGCUCACCACUCCACGAGGCGGCGAGUCAAGGCCGCCUCCUCGCCCUGCGGACUCUGUUGUCACAGGGCUACAACGUAAACGCAGUAACGCUAGACCAUGUCACCCCCUUGCAUGAAGCCUGCCUCGGCGAUCAUGUGGCGUGCGCCCGGACCCUUCUGGAAGCUGGAGCUAACGUCAACGCAAUCACCAUAGACGGCGUGACCCCCUUGUUCAACGCCUGCUCCCGGGGCGGCGCGAGCUGCGCGGAGCUCCUGCUGGAGUUCGGGGCGAAGCCGCAGCUGGAGGCCUGCCUGCCGUCCCCCACGCACGAGGCCGCCAGCAGAGGUCACCACGAGUGUCUGCAGAUACUGAUCUCCUGGGGCAUAGACGUUGACCAAGACAUUCCUCACCUGGGGACUCCUCUGUACGCGGCGUGUGUGUCUCAGCAGUUCCACUGCAUUCGGAAGCUUCUGUAUGCUGGCGCAGACGUUCAGAAAGGCAAAUACUGGGAUACACCGUUACAUGCUGCUGCUCAACAGUCCAGCACAGAAAUUGUCAACUUGCUGCUCGAGUUCGGGGCGGACAUCAAUGCCAAAAACACAGAGCUCCUCCGGCCAGUAGAUGUCGCCACCUCUAGCAGUCUGGUGGAGCGAUUGUUGCUUCAGCAGGAAGCCACGCCCAGCUCCCUCUGCCAGCUCUGCCGUCUCUGCAUCAGGAACUGCAUCGGAAGACCGCGCCUGCAUCUCAUCCCGCAGCUCCAGCUGCCCACGUUACUGCACAAUUUCCUCCAGUACCGAUAAAGCAGCAAAAUAAGUCUUGGUGUUUAGAAGAUCAAAAAUUUCCCCCUCAUCUGCACAGUGCAUAUUUCAUAUUAAAAUAUGCUAAGGAUAGGGUAGGAGUGAGCGUGACAACUCCCAGGGACGCAGUGGAAUAUCGAUCUUAUUUUUAAGUGUACUAGUGGGUACUAUUGUUUUAUGCGUUGUUAUUGUUUUCAGACAUAGCAUAUUUAAAAUAUCUCUAUAUUAUUAUUCCCAUAGGCCCUUUUGUUGACUUAGAAAAAAGGCGAGACAUUCUCCAUUUUAUGUUUUUUAGAGUGAAAAGGAAAAAUGUGAAACUCUAACAAAAUUUAUUCACAUAUUGUAUUUUGGAAGGUCUGUUUUCUUCAAAUAAUGCAUUAACUUUUCCAUUUUGGUCAUUGUAAUUGGUUCUCUGUAUUUUUUAUAUUAAGACAAACUAUGAGUAUGGUUUAGAAAAGAGCAGCUAGUAUCCGUCUUGAAAUAAAGACGACCCAUUCGGGAAGUCACCCUGCUGCAUGUGCACUGUCUGUAAGAAUUCAUGGAGAAGAGAUCAACUGCCCCCUCCUCGCAGAGAUCUCACCAGUCACCCCUCGGCCUUCAGUGGACCUCGGCCAGACGGAAAGUUAUCGGUGCUGGCCCCUCGCCCCGAGGCCAGUACAUCGUGCACCUGCUCAGGCUAUUUUAAGGCGUCUCCUCAAGGGUGGCCUCCGAGGUCUCCCUUCAGCACCUUCACACAUCCUCCAGCCUUCUCCUGUUUCAGAAACUGCCAGCAGAGGUGCUACCUGGACUGAGGACAGUGGAUUCAUAUCUACCUGAUGGAGAGGCCCUGGCCUACCCCAGGGAUCAGGGCAGCCCAAGGCUGGAGGAAAUGGAAGAUCAAAAGCUCUUUAAAUUGUGGGGUGCCUCUUAGCAAACUUAGAGACCUUAAAAAAUGUACCCCGUGUGUAGACACUGACAGUGGUGUGUCUCAUUCCUCUACACAGGCCAGGGUUCAGCCAACACUGAGUCAGCAAGAGAGUUGGAUCCAAGGAGAGAGUCCCCAAACAGCGCCCUCUGCAGGGUUAAUGCUGUGUUUACUCUCUUCUGCUUUAACUGUGCCGGGGGCUAUGAAACAUCACAGAAGCAGGUUAUGGCCCCUUCAUAACUAAGCCAGAUUUGAGUCUAUUGUGGAUUUAGAAAUAAGAUAAUCAGGAUACUUACAACUCUGUAAAGUAGAAGAAAAUAUUCUGAUGAGUUUUUUAAAUUUAUCAGAUUUUGAUAAAAUAAUGUGACCACUAUUUUAAUAACUCAGAGGCCUAUUUUACUUUCUUCUUAGUUCUUGGCCGACUUCCAGAGACCCAUGGGAAUUAAACUAUUAUUGUAGGUAAUUCCAAAGUCACUAAGGUUGCAUUUAAAAAAAUCAUUUGUUUAGAUUUUCAAAAAUAGAAAUAAGGCUGUAGCAUCUUUGUUAAAAUAUGUUUCCUAUGUGGCUACAGACUUUAAAUGCAUCUGUCUUACUGAAAUAUCUCUAAAAAAGUUUGUAAUGUCCUCAUAGAUAUUUUUGAUUGUACAGUAACCUCAUUAAAUAUAAUUAGGUAUUAAAACUGAUUUUUAGUAAAAAAUAUUUCUACUGUAUCUUUCCUGAGUUAGAGGUAUCCUCAGAAUGUGGGAGUAAACACACAUCUCCCUUCCUUGGUCUUGUGCCACUAAGUGAAAUAAACAUCAAAUAUUAACAUGAAAACUGGCCUUUAACAUUUUUGAAUGCUGGUACCUUGUAUCUUAGCUUGAGUGUGGCUGUCUUAUCAAAGAACUGUUCCAAUUUAAAUAUAUCAUAUGUUUGUAAUGUAGUAAAGUGUGAUUAUCCCUGGAAUAAAACCCCUUUUCUGUUCUAA